AUGUCCACCUGGGGACGCCCAGUCAUCCUUCUACUUCGGGACCUUCUCGCAAUGCUCCACCACCAAUCGAGCAGUCUUGGGAAUUGCCUACCAUUGAUGUGCAACCCCAGACUCACACGCACCGUAUACACCGUACUCCGCGAGCAAUGCCAGAACCCCCAAGAGACCAUGACUCUGACCGUCAUAGGCAUAGGACUCACACCCUACCUCAAAGAAGACGAUCACCCUUACCACGCACAAGACAACCAAGUAGGCUCAAUUGGUUAUCCGAAUCGGACUCGUCCUCUGAUCCGUUUGAAGAUCCAUACCAAGAAGACCCUACCGAUGACCGAGUCUACCCACGAGGUCAGUAUGCUGAAGAGCAAGCACGUCGCUCUCAAGCCCAGCACCGUCGUAGGAAUGACUCCCAUGAGGACCCAUUCCAGGAUCCCAUCCCAGACAAUUCCUCCUCCGAAGAUAGUGAAGUCGAUCAGAAUGACUGGAGGUGGCAAGGACGACGAGCUUCUCACAGACGCCGACGCUUAG
This is a messenger RNA of Peniophora sp. CBMAI 1063, 525 nucleotides long. The record is from the annotation of a GenBank genome assembly. NCBI's taxonomy places the organism in Eukaryota, Fungi, Basidiomycota, Agaricomycetes, Russulales, Peniophoraceae.